AUGGGUAAACAACACGACGACACACACGUAGCUUCUUACAAAGCUCAAAACGACGGGCACGAACUCCCAUACUCCCAAGUGCCCACCAACGCUCAGGGAAGAGACGUUCCUCCCCAAGCUCAACAUUCGGGUGACGUAGCAAUCCACCAACACGAUCUGAAGAAGGCUCAAAAUGCUCUACAUGAGGAUCUGAGACCCGAGAACGUACCGAAGAAUAGACCUGACACGGGUCCUCGAAAUGCUAACACCUAG
Molecule: messenger RNA, 252 nt
Organism: Kwoniella botswanensis
Lineage: Eukaryota; Fungi; Basidiomycota; Tremellomycetes; Tremellales; Cryptococcaceae
Exons: 2
Coding region: 1-252 (83 amino acids)
Source: RefSeq, a predicted model, not a curated record